Musca domestica (house fly) is the source of this 1361-nucleotide messenger RNA. It is a transcript of the gene galla-1, whose product is annotated as MIP18 family protein galla-1. The record is from RefSeq and is a predicted model, not a curated record. The transcript has 5 exons. NCBI's taxonomy places the organism in Eukaryota, Metazoa, Arthropoda, Insecta, Diptera, Muscidae. Bases 282 to 842 code for a protein of 186 amino acids.
UGAAUGUCAGUUUGUCGCCAUACGCUUUUCAGUUUCCUUUUUGCGCCAACAUUCCUGACCAACAGCUGUUAUACUUCGUUGCUACUCCCUUCAUUCGUAACAACGUACGUGUGUCGUUUUGCUUCUUCCCUCAUUCGUAACAAGCGCGCUUUGGGCUAAUUCCAUUUCAACCAAAGAUAUUACAUCACACAAACAUUCAAUAUUGGUGCACUGUUGGUGACAUCGCUACAGUCGAAUCUCUGAUAAGACGUACCUCGAAACACAUUGCAGCACUAACUACUAUGUUGGCUUUUAUAAAACGUAAAUUGUCUGAAUCGGAUUCCACAGCGAAUUCGAACGCCGGCACAACAGAUCAACAGUUGGCCCGUAGAACAUCACAAAUGUCUUUGAAUUCAAAUGAGGCCGUUGACAUGGGUGAAGAUGCCCUGUUAAAGGAACUGGGCUAUAAAAAUGCCACUGAUUUACAGGAGACAGUUUAUGAUUGCUUGAGGACAAUAAGAGACCCGGAAAAGCCUUCAACAUUGGAAGAUUUAAAUGUAAUCUAUGAGGAUGGUAUAUUUGUAAUGCCACCCACCAAAUCAAAUGUCUCAGUGGUGCGCAUUGAAUUUAAUCCCACAGUUCCUCAUUGUUCAUUGGCCACAUUAAUAGGUUUGUGUAUACGCGUCAAGGUGGAGCGAAGUCUGCCGCACAACAUCAAAUUGGAUAUUUUUAUUAAAAAGGGCACCCACAAUACAGAAGAAGAAAUUAACAAACAAAUCAAUGACAAGGAAAGAAUUGCAGCGGCAAUGGAAAAUCCAAAUCUGCGGGAAUUAGUGGAGAAUUGCAUAAAGGAUGAAGAGUGAUACUGGAAAACAAAAUUCUAAAUAUCUUAAAACUAAAUUUAGUGUAGAAUAUUAAAUGUGUUAUAGCGACACGUUGAGACGUGCCUAAAGGGAUAGUCCAAGUUUUUUUUUGGUUUGUGUGUGCAGUUCGCCGAGCACCAUAAUCAUAUUUGGUUCAUAUAUUUUUAUCUUAUUUUUUUUUUUUUGUAAAAAUAAUUGAUAUGGUUUGGUUUUUAUUAAGAUUAAUCGUAUGUUUAUAAGUAAUGUCGUAUCAAAAUAGACAACAGAAAAAAUAAUAACAAUGUCGUGUGCACACCAAUUGACUGGCCAGUAGUAGUAAGUGGCACCAAUAACUAAUGUGUAUGCCUAGUAGAAUCAAAUCAAUAUGGCGCUCAUUGGCGUGCAUCACCUGUAAUUUCUGAAUGAAGUUCUGUUAUCAACAGACUAGAAUGGGGUACUAUUUGCGGAUAAUUUGUUGAUAAGAGUAUCAAUGGAAUAAAGACAACAACAGCAAUAUUUUUUACCAUUUGAAAAUACAUA